This is a messenger RNA of Dracunculus medinensis (Guinea worm), 1761 nucleotides long. The record is from the annotation of a GenBank genome assembly. Lineage: Eukaryota; Metazoa; Nematoda; Chromadorea; Rhabditida; Dracunculidae.
ACGAUGAAAAAAGGAAUGACUUUUAUUACUGUCGACGAUGGCAUCAUACCGCGCCGCUUGGGAACGUCAAAAUCCAUUUGUAAAAACCAAAAUAGUAAGCAAAUUUUUUUGAUCACAGUGAUCGACGCCAGUGGGAAAAUAGGACCAGGCAUACUUCGAGGCCACAUUACAUUCUAUGGUCUUUAUAGCGAAUGUGUUGCAAUUGAUUAUACGAUACCGAAUAGAAAGCGACAUUUUCAAGGCAAUUAUGGAAGAAUAUUCUUCGAUGCGAAGCUGCGCGAUUACAAAAUACCUGAUGCAUGCCCAUCAACUGAUUUUGGUAUUAUCGCUAUUGGUAUUGAUGUUUGUCUUCCAAAGUCUUGUGAAAGCUCCAAAGAUAUGUUGACGAUCGGGCACGACUUAUUUUUAGACAAAAAAUAUCGUAUAUUUUUGUCUUUCUCAUUGUAUAGGAACAUCAGUGACAUAAUUGCAAUUCACAAUGCUAAAAAACCUGAGCAAAUCGGUCCACUUCAUUUCAUGCGAUUUAUAAGCCUUAUCUGGAUUAUUAUUGGUCAUUCACUACUCGUCUUUUCAAAUCCGUUAGAUGCAGUGGAAAUGUUGAAGGAUCUCUCAACUCAGUUCUUAACUAAUGCAUUUUUUUCUGUCGACACUUUCUUCUAUUUUUCUGGCCUUUUAUUGGGGUUCAUUUGGUUUAAGGGCUUCAAACGAAAUCCAUCCAAACACUUGUCGAUUUUUGCUUGGAUCUUGUUUUUUGUUCAUAGAUUUGUACGACUAUCUCCACCUUAUUAUCUAGCAGUUGCAUUUUAUACUUUUGUUCUUAGAACUUUUCUCACUAAAAUGCCAAUAAUGUUGAACGAAUUUCUCGAUCCUUGUGAGACGAACUGGUGGAUUAAUUUCUUAUAUUUAACAAAUUUCAUUGAUUAUAAGCAUCAGUGCUACUUGAUCUCAUGGUACCUUGCUACUGACUUUCAAAUGUAUUUAUUCGCACCUUUUAUAUUGGUACCUCUUGCUUUGCGGCCCAUGUGGGGAUGGAUAAUUUCUAGUACAUUAUUCGUCGCAUCUACUACUAUAAAUGCCAUCACUGUUGUUAAAUUUUAUUUUCCUCCUGCUGACUUUAUAUUAGGAGCUAUGGAUUCACGAAUGGGUGAUUACAGUGAAUACACAUUGUUGAUUUAUGAUGCACCUUGGAUAAGAUGUCAAGUUUAUAUAAUUGGAAUACUGACUGGGUAUUUCUUGCAAACAAGAAAAUCUCUUCCAACGAAAUUGCAGAUCUUAAAUAUAAUUUUGUGGAUAUUAUCUUUGGCCUUAGGUGUGACGGUCAUCUUGUCACUGAAGGAUUGGGUUAAUGGCAUUUUACCAAGUCUCAUAAUAAGAGCUUUGUAUUCUGCGUUUAGCAGACCAUUAUGGGGACUCGCCCUUUCAUACAUAACUAUAUCAUGCUAUUAUGGAUAUGGUGUUAUAAAUGAUUUUAUGUCUUGGAAUAUUUGGAUUCCGUUUGGUCGGCUAUCAUAUUCUGCAUACCUUGUACAUUUCUGUGUCAUGUUUUAUGUGAUAGCGAUGGGCAACGAAGAUUUGUUGCAGUUCGUCUCAUAUGUGUUACCUAAUAUUACACUCACUUUCUUUUUUGCGCUAUUCUGGAGCGCUUUAUUUGAAGUCCCUGCAAGUAAGAUAGAAAUGAUAUUUCUUAACGAAUUUAAUGAGAAGGAUGAAAAUACAACAAUAUCAAACUAUAAUGCAUCAAAUUUUGGUAAGAUUUUAUAA